CGCCGCCCCCUCCUCGCUGCUGCCGAAUUGACGAUGCCGCACCCGCGGAUCGAUGGGGGCCGCGCGCACUUCAAGGCCGCCGCGUGCUGACGCGGACGCGGCGUCUCCCUGACGGCCGGGCCCCACCUCACCGCUUUAUAAGCGACCCGCACGCUGCCUCUUUUCCCUCCCCCUCCCUCCGUCUCUUCUUACUCCUCGGCUCUCGUAGCGGAAGCCGGAAGCCGCAGCCGGCGGCAGCGGGCGGCGACGACGAACCCUAGCCUACAGCCUAGCCUCAGGGGCCCCGAGUGACCGACCACCCGAGCGGGCGAGGUUGGUUGGCUGGCCGUUCGAUUCGAUGGCGGUGGCGUCGCGGCUGGCGGUCGCGCGGGUGUCGCCGGACGGCGCGGCCGCGGGGAGGAGGCGGGGGCGCCCGACGGGGUUCGCGGCGGUCGGGCUCCCGGCGGCCGCCGCCAGGAGAGGGAGGAGGCGCGGCGGGGCCGUGGCGGCGAGCCCGCCGACGGAGGAGGCCGUGCAGAUGACGGAGCCCCUCACCAAGGAUGACCUCGUCGCGUACCUGGCCUCCGGGUGCAAGCCCAAGGAGAAUUGGAGAAUUGGAACGGAGCAUGAGAAGUUUGGUUUUGAAGUUGACACAUUACGCCCUAUAAACUACAAUCAGAUUCGUGACAUACUGAAUGGGCUCGCUGAGAGAUUUUCUUGGGACAAGAUAAUGGAAGAAAACAAUGUUAUCGGCCUGAAGCAGGGAAAGCAAAGCAUCUCUCUAGAACCUGGUGGCCAAUUUGAACUUAGUGGUGCUCCCCUUGAAACAUUACAUCAGACUUGCGCUGAGGUCAAUUCACAUCUUUAUCAGGUCAAAGCAGUUGGAGAGGAAAUGGGAAUAGGAUUUCUUGGACUUGGCUUUCAGCCAAAAUGGGCACUGAGUGAUAUACCAAUAAUGCCAAAGGGAAGAUACGAAAUAAUGAGGAAUUACAUGCCUAAAGUUGGUACUCUUGGCCAUGAUAUGAUGUUUCGGACAUGUACUGUGCAGGUUAAUCUUGACUUCAGUUCAGAACAGGAUAUGAUAAGGAAAUUUCGUGCUGGCCUCGCCUUGCAGCCUAUUGCAACAGCGAUAUUUGCCAAUUCUCCCUUUAAAGAAGGAAAGCCAAAUGGAUUUCUCAGCUUAAGGAGCCAUAUCUGGACAGAUACUGAUAACAACCGUGCAGGAAUGCUCCCUUUUGUUUUUGAUGACUCAUUUGGAUUUGAGCAAUAUGUGGAUUAUGCAUUGGAUGUCCCAAUGUAUUUUGUGUAUCGAAAUAAGAAGUAUAUUGACUGCACCGGAAUGUCAUUUCGGGAUUUUAUGCAAGGAAAGCUUCCACAAGUUCCUGGGGAGUUGCCUACUCUUAAUGAUUGGGAGAACCAUCUAACAACAAUUUUUCCCGAGGUUAGGUUAAAGAGAUACCUUGAGAUGAGAGGUGCUGAUGGUGGCCCGUGGAGGAGAUUGUGUGCUUUGCCUGCAUUUUGGGUUGGGCUGUUAUACGAUGAGGAAUCAUUACAAAGCAUUUUGGACAUGACUUUUGAUUGGACAAAGGAGGAACGAGAGAUGCUAAGACGGAAGGUACCGGUGACUGGUUUUAAGACACCAUUUCGUGAUGGAUAUGUAAGACAUUUAGCUGAAGAAGUUCUAACAUUGGCUAAGAAUGGAUUAGAAAGAAGAGGGUACAAGGAGGUUGGUUUCUUGAGAGAGGUUGAGCAAGUGGUGAGCACAGGAGUGACACCUGCCGAGAGGCUUCUGAAUCUAUACGAGACCAAGUGGCAACGCAACGUGGACCAUGUUUUCCAGCACUUGCUAUACUGAUGACUUGACGAUCGCUGGACAGAGCUUGUAGAUGCGCUCUGUGAUUUUGAUACACAAUCUCGUCUUGAUCCAUUCAACGCCUGGAACUGUAAGUCUCAGCUCAGGCUCAGCUUUGUGACUCGUUGACGGGGGAAAACCGCCAACUGACCCGGCGCUGUGGCCACAAAUAAUUUCGCGAGCGACCACUAUGUUUUGACUUCACCCCCAGUCUCCAGUGAGAUGGAACAAACCACUGUUUGUACCGGCCCUUUUGCUCUGAGGUCAAAAUGUUGUACGAAAAAUAACAAGCCCAUCCUCUGCACGAUGGCAACAGUUUGUUUCUUCCUUGAUUGCUGGGAUGUUUGUGCCGGGUUUACUACAUGAUAAUUGCAUCGACGAUGAAUAAACUGAUGGUUUGAUCUGUGGAUUCUGAA
Molecule: messenger RNA, 2247 nt
Organism: Setaria italica (foxtail millet)
Lineage: Eukaryota; Viridiplantae; Streptophyta; Magnoliopsida; Poales; Poaceae
Product: glutamate--cysteine ligase A, chloroplastic
Exons: 16
Coding region: 338-1834 (498 amino acids)
Biological process (GO): glutathione biosynthetic process; modified amino acid biosynthetic process
Molecular function (GO): glutamate-cysteine ligase activity
Source: RefSeq, a predicted model, not a curated record